CAUUGUGUAGAACCAAAACGUGCCACAGAUACGCCGUCGUGUCGUCGUCGUUGUCAUCACGUUACCAAUACCACUAAAUGCAGUGGAAGAAGAAGUUUACUCGAUUGAAAGCAGCUACAGGACAUUCGCGUGCGCGAAGAAUGCUUUGUUGUGGACGAAGAAAGGAAAAUGGAAGAUCAGUUCCUGAUGUUACGGCAAGCCCGGGCCGUGCGCCGCCCGGACCAUUGCCAUCAAAUCAAAUGCAAACGAUGGUUAAUCAACAGCAGCAGCAACAACAACAUCAACAACAGCAGCAGCAACAUCAUCAUCAGCAACAACAACAAUCACAGCAUCAGCAACAUCAUCAACAGCGACAGGGUGGAUCAAAAGAACCCGUCCUAUUGCAGGGUGAUUUCCGGAAGGUCUCAGGUAUUAGUUCCGAAAUCUUCCGACAGAUAGAAGCUGUCGAAAAUGAUCAUGAUCCGAAUACAGCGGCCGCCUUGGAGGCGGUCGAGAGACGAGGUGAAAUGAUAGUGCGCAUCUUGGAGCCGCACAGUAUUGGCGGUAAACAGGCCGUAGAUGCAGCCCAUAAAUUAUUGGCCAAGAAAGAUAAUCGACAUAUAGUACAGUUGGUGGAAAUCGUUAAGAGACCCGGUCAAACCUUAGGUUUAUAUAUACGCGAAGGAAAUGGUGCCGAUCGUACCGAUGGUGUAUUCAUUUCACGGAUUGCCAUCGAAUCUGCAGUGUCGAAUAGUGGAUGCCUGAAGGUGGGCGAUGAAAUCCUUGCCGUGAAUUUAGUCGAUGUCACCCACAUGUCCCUGGACGACGUUGUCAUAAUAAUGUCAAUUCCACGACGCCUGGUCUUGGCCAUACGACAACGUUGCGGUAAUCGUGGCACCGGCUCACCAGGCCCGCCCUCCAUGUCACGACCCGAACAGAAACCACCACCGGUUGUUGUCAUGAAACGUGACCUGCGCGACGAGGAGCUCGACGAGACUGAUCACAUGUCAAGAUCCCGUUCAUCACGCGAAAGACGUACAGGAGAUGGUCGUGAAAUGUCCGAAUCACGCUCGCGACUCGGUCUGGGUCUGAACAACUAUAGUCCGCAAUCGGAACAGCUGGAUAUGUACUAUAAUACCCGUCCGGGUAUGGAACCACCUAAUUGGGGCUAUAAACCACCACCACCGCCAUCAUCAGUCAUUACGGAACAGCCCAAGGGUCAUCAGUUUGCUCCAUCACAUGCGUACUACAAGAAUGCCGGAACGUUGGAGAGUCUGGCGGAAAAGGUACAUUCCUUCUAUCCGGGAGCUCCGCCUUCUCGUCGCCUGUCAGUGGGUAAUGUACCGCAACGAGCCCGUUUCCCACGUUCCGGGUCCGAUCAGCAUUUGCCUCGCGUAGAAUAUGCCGAUUAUUCGAAUUCUCUGGGUCGCCACUCGUUGUUGCGACCUAGCCUCAAGCCGAGCGGUGGCUCCGUGAUUAUGGGUCCUGGCGGCACUCUGGGUCGCUAUGGACGCUAUGAUCCUCAUUCAAAUGCCAAAUAUGGACCGAGUGGUACUCAGUCUCUGACUCGGCGUUCAAGACCCAAUUUAGAUUAUUCCAGUGAUACGGAGGCUACCGUGGGACCACGGCCCAACUAUUACUACUACAAUCGCCCUGCCAUUGGUAGUAUGCCUCGUGGUGCGGGAGCACCUGGUGGAGCCUCUGUGCUGGGUGGAGGGCCAGAUAUGGCUAAAUUCAAUUCACUGCCAAGAGAUCGGCCCGGUGUACGAUUGCCGGGUAUACGUUCACGUAUUAGCGAUCGCAUAAUGGAUGAAAGCGAUGGUAAUAUUUCGGCACCCGAAUUUAAUGCUCGGCGGGAUCGUGAUCUGAGAUCGCGGAUCACAGCCAGUCCUCAGUCGAUAUUUACAUCGGAUGAAUAUCGGGCAUGGCUGCGGAGGGCACCCAGCAGUUCGGCCAUUGCCGAGCAAAUGCGUAUGACAAGAGAUCUGCUGAAUCAGCCAAGGUCCCAUCGGUUCUCCUGCAGUGCUGAGAAUAUUCACGAUGCUCUGAGAAAUACCGAAAGCAUUUACUCCAGUCGAACGGGCAUCCUCGGCACCGGCACCUUGGAUCGCCACUUGGGCAUGCCCCGACCCAUCUCAUCACUGCCUGUGCGUUCCAUGUCAUCCCAGCACAUAGGUGGCCCCAACUCUAUACGUUCGCCCAGCAUUCGUCGCAUGCGUCAACUACUCGAACUCUCCGCUGGCCCAGCCAGUCCCAGUGGCAGUAUCAUGAGCACAGGCGGACAUCAAAGUCCUGCGCCCACACCCAGUGCUACACUGCCGCGACCACAUCGACAAAUCGACAUCAAUCCCGCAGAGUUCAGCAAAUAUAAACUGGACAAACCCAUCGUUGAUAUAGGCGGUGUAUCGGGUAUGUUGUGGAUUCACCUGUUAGCGGGCCGUGGACUACGUUCGGCACCCGAACUAGGACCACAGCACGGUGCAGGAGGACAGCAUCUACCGGCGCCCACACGCGAUCUAUACUGUGUGAUAGAAUGCGAUCGGGUACAUAAGGCGCGAACUGUGGUACGCUCCGGCGACCUGCAAUUCGAUUGGGAUGAAUCGUUCGAAUUGGACUUGGUGGGCAAUAAGCAAUUGGAUGUUUUAGUUUAUUCGUGGGAUCCACAACAUCGGCAUAAGCUAUGCUAUCGUGGAGCCAUUUCACUGUCAACGAUACUGCGCCAGUCGCCAUUACACCAGCUCGCCCUCAAGGUGGAGCCUCGUGGCACGAUUUACAUUCGCAUGCGUCACACAGAUCCCAUAGCUCUGUAUAAACGUCGUGGUUUACCUAGCCUGCGGGCUGGUUAUCCCACUCUGUUCGGUGCUGAUCUUGAGACUGUGGUGAAUCGUGAAUCGAAGGGUGCCCCAGGCUGUGCUCCAGUUCCGAUAGUUUUGCGCCGCUGUGUCGAAGAGGUGGAGCGUCGUGGUCUUGAUAUAAUCGGUUUGUAUCGCCUGUGCGGUUCGGCCACAAAGAAACGUCUACUGCGUGAGGCGUUCGAACGAAAUAGUCGUGCCGUGGAAUUGACUCCAGAACAUGUUCCUGAUAUCAAUGUCAUCACUGGUGUGCUGAAAGACUAUCUAAGAGAAUUGCCAGAACCGUUGUUUACGCGAUGUCUCUUCCAGAUGACAGUCGAUGCAUUGGCUGUAUGUCUACCCGAUGAUCCCGAAGGCAAUGCAAAAUUAAUGCUUAGCAUAUUGGAUUGCUUACCUAGAGCAAAUAGGGCCACCCUAGUAUUUCUAUUGGAUCACUUGUCACUGGUCGUCUCUAAUUCCGAACGCAAUAAGAUGUCAGCUCAAGCUUUAGCCACUGUCAUGGGCCCACCCCUAAUGCUGCAUUCUGCCAGCGCCCAGCCUGGCUCUGAGAUCGAUCAUGCCCAGCCCAUUGCUGUGCUGAAAUAUCUCUUACAAAUCUGGCCCCAACCCCAGUCGCAACAUCAUCAAAGUGCGCCCGGAGUCGGAGCAGGUGGCAAUCUCAUUAACAGCAUGGCUGUGGGUGGCAGUACCAUGGGCAUGGGCCUUGGUAUGGGUCUGGGCAUGAAUGCUGGCAGUAUGAAUAAUAUGCCCGGUGUUGUUUCAGGUCGGCGCGGCGAGUCAACAGGGCAGCGUGGAAGCAAAGUCAAUGCGUUGCAAGUGGACAGGCAGGCGUUCCUCAUGGCGCAGCAGCAGCAGCUCAUGGCGGCGGGCAAUCUACUACGCUCGUCCACUUCGGUAACCAACAUACUUUCUCAAGGCCAACAUCCGCUCUCAGCCACAGUCAACAGUCAUCUGUAUCAAUCAGUAGUGGGUCAGUUAGCUCAAUCGCAUCGAGCCUUGCAACAAGCGGUGCAACAGCCCCAUCCAUUGGUGGACUCAGUGGUCUCGGCAAUUCCCGACCCAUCGCCACUGCCCAUUCCCGGCACACCCUCCCCCGGCAGUAGUUCAGCAUCGACAGCAUCGGGAUCCGGUUCGGGCAAAAGUACGGACACAAUCAAACGAGGCAUUUCACCGGCCUCCGUUAAGCAAGUCAAUAUCCAGGAAUCUGUCAGUUCGUAUUCGCUCAGUCAGAAAAACAACAACAACAACACCAAUCAAUAUGCAACAACAUCACCCACAGGCACAUCAUCCGGCAGUACAGCAGCAGCUGCCCAUGCAGCAGCCCUGUCAUCCGGUAGUAGCACCACGCGCAAAGGUGUUGAUUUUUACGAACCGCACAAAUCUCAGACCAAGAGCGACGAUGACAAUAAUGGUGUGGUGAACAACAGCAGCAGUGGCAGCGGUAUCGGCGGCAAAUAUGGCGAUUCGGCAUACAAAUUGCGUAGCGCCUAUGCUUCGUCGGGAGGUAGUGUCGCGUUGGAUCACAAACCCACCAGUUCACUGUCCACCGAAGAAUACAAGGCCAUGCGUAACAAAUCCAGUGCAUCAUCAUCCUCAGCAUCUUCACAGGCUACGGUUCUGAGUGCCGGCUCGGCGGGUACCUCGGCUACAACCACCUCUUCCGAUGAUUCGGACGAUUUGGUUUCAUAUAAAUCUUCGGCUUCAACAAAUGCUCUAUUGGCCCAAUCGCAGGCCAUGACCACCACCCAGCUAAUGUCGAAAUAUCUGAAGCGGGAACCUAGGGUACAAUUUACCCCCAUUAAAUCACCUGAUUCACCAUCACCACCAGGUGGCAGUAGUUUACCCCGAGGUACGUAUCAUCUAACCAAUAGCAGUCGAAAUAUACACAGUGAUGUUAGCAGCGGUAGCGGCAUCAGUAGCACCUUAUCAGCUAGCAGCCACAAUCUGGGUGGUAAAUACACCCUCGACAAAAGCGACCGGGCCGCAUCACCAUCGAAAUCAUCAUCUCUAGCCUCCAGUAGCCUCAAGGAACCCGGCACUUCGACCUCAGCCACAUCGCCAGCAGGUUUAAUUUCAACGGGACGUCGUCUAUUCGAUAGCCUGGCUUCCGAACUUGCCGACUCAGCACUGGGCAGCAGCCGUUCGAGGACAGCUACAUCCACCACCACAUCAUCAGCAUACAAUAACGACAUUAGACACUCGGUAGCAAGUAGUAGUACUCAUAUUAGCAAUAAGUCAACAACAAGCUCAGAACAUCGUUCAUUCGGUAGUAGUCUCUUUAGCAGCAGCAGUGGCACUGAACGCUCUGAACGCAGCAGCAGUGCCUAUUCGAGCAAUGGCUCAAAUGGUUCGUCACACUAUGGUACAUUGCCCAAACAAAGUAUCUCGGGGGCGACUCUAUUCAAUACGGCAGGCUCCGCGGCAGCGGGUGGGGCCGCAGCAUCGUCAUCAUCGACUGCACCUGGCACGGCCAGCAGCAGUGGUGUUAGUUCCAUGUCUGGCUCAGCCAGUAGUUAUGAUUUUUAUACAAAUAAUUCAAAUUCCUCCACGGCUUAUUCAGGUUCAAGUAGUAUGUAUGGUACCAACUCAAGGCCAUAUGCCAAUGGUGGCGGUGGUACUGCCUCCUCAUCGAAUGGGGCUGGUAAUUAUCACACAUUGGGCACCUAUCGUGUCCAAUAUGCUGCCACAAAUCCAUUUUUGGAUGCGUUUGAUGCACCAUCGGAAAGUAGCACCACCACCUCUGCCAGCAGUCGAAAUGGCAGCGGAGGCAGUGGUGCUGGUGGCAGUAGUGGUGCCAGCAGCAGUAGUAGUGAUCAUCGUUCAUCGGCUAUGGCUGCAUUCCAUGCCAGUGCUGGUAGUAGUGGUGAGGUGAAAAAUGGUAGUGAUGAAUAUGAUGAUCUUAAAUAG
Molecule: messenger RNA, 5738 nt
Organism: Musca vetustissima
Lineage: Eukaryota; Metazoa; Arthropoda; Insecta; Diptera; Muscidae
Product: rho GTPase-activating protein 100F-like
Exons: 13
Coding region: 78-5738 (1886 amino acids)
Biological process (GO): signal transduction
Molecular function (GO): protein binding
Source: RefSeq, a predicted model, not a curated record